Salvia hispanica is the source of this 1212-nucleotide messenger RNA. RefSeq names its product V-type proton ATPase subunit E-like. NCBI's taxonomy places the organism in Eukaryota, Viridiplantae, Streptophyta, Magnoliopsida, Lamiales, Lamiaceae. Gene Ontology annotation, biological process: proton transmembrane transport. Gene Ontology annotation, molecular function: proton-transporting ATPase activity, rotational mechanism. The record is from RefSeq and is a predicted model, not a curated record. Gene Ontology annotation, cellular component: proton-transporting two-sector ATPase complex, catalytic domain.
UUUCUUCCCCUCGUGUGAUCGUGAUUCGUGGACGUCUACCAUAGGCGAAUCUUCUCUCUCUUUCCAUUACGACCUCUCCAGAAACGAGAAGACAGUUUGCCUGAUUCAUCGCAGCUCGAUCCGAAUCCGAAGAUGAACGACUCCGAUGUCUCCAAGCAGAUCCAGCAGAUGGUCCGAUUCAUCCGCCAGGAGGCGGAGGAGAAGGCCAACGAGAUCUCCGUCUCCGCCGAAGAAGAAUUCAAUAUAGAGAAGCUGCAAUUGGUGGAGGCUGAGAAGAAGAAGAUCAGGCAGGAGUACGAGCGCAAGGAAAAACAAGUUGAAGUGCGCAAAAAGAUUGAGUACUCGAUGCAACUGAAUGCUUCUCGAAUCAAGGUUCUCCAAGCUCAGGAUGAUUUGGUCAAUUCCAUGAAGGAAAACGCAUCGAAGGAACUUCUGAGUGUUGGCAGUAGUCAGAAUAACUAUAAAAAUCUCCUGAAGAAUCUCAUUGUUCAGAGUUUGUUGAGGCUGAAAGAGCCAUCUGUGUUGCUGCGCUGCCGUAAAGAAGACGUGCAAUUGGUAGAGUCUGUCUUGGAUUCAGCAAAGGAAGAAUAUGCAGAGAAAGCACAAGUUCAUCAGCCUGAGAUUGUUGUUGACAAAAUCUAUCUUCCACCAGCUCCUUCUAAGAAGAAUGAGCACGAUCGCUACUGUUCCGGAGGUGUGGUGCUGGCUUCUAGGGACGGGAAAAUUGUUUUUGAGAACACUCUCGAUGCCAGACUGGAUGUUGUAUUCCGCAAAAAGUUGCCAGAGAUCCGCAAGAGUCUAUUUGGUCAGAUUUCCGCUUGAUGGUUGAAAACGUGUGCAUCUAUGACACUAGAUUGGCCAUCGAUCCAAGAGAAUUCAUCACCCAGUGGCUUGUUCGUGGCUGUAUAUGUUUCAUUCUUCGUCACAUUCUUGAUUGCAUCGCGAGGUGCACCUUAUCCACAUUCCGUGUGUACCUGUCCGUUCAGUGUUUUCCUUAAGUUUAUGUACGCAUAGAAGUCUAGCUCGACGCUGCUAUUUAUUUCUCGAUUCUGUUAUUUUUGUAAGCUGCUUGGACCUAGUUUUUGUUCCUGGUUUUAAUAAACAGAUGACAUAGAUCAUCUUGAAAAAAUUCCUACUAUUGUAGUAAGUAUUUGGGCACAUGUAUUUGGUACUACUACUAAGUUUGUGUUUAUCAAACAUUGUCUUACAUUA